Molecule: messenger RNA, 458 nt
Organism: Pseudophryne corroboree (corroboree frog)
Lineage: Eukaryota; Metazoa; Chordata; Amphibia; Anura; Myobatrachidae
Gene: RPS21
Product: ribosomal protein S21
Exons: 6
Coding region: 138-389 (83 amino acids)
Biological process (GO): translation; endonucleolytic cleavage in ITS1 to separate SSU-rRNA from 5.8S rRNA and LSU-rRNA from tricistronic rRNA transcript (SSU-rRNA, 5.8S rRNA, LSU-rRNA); endonucleolytic cleavage to generate mature 3'-end of SSU-rRNA from (SSU-rRNA, 5.8S rRNA, LSU-rRNA)
Cellular component (GO): ribosome; cytosolic small ribosomal subunit
Molecular function (GO): structural constituent of ribosome
Source: RefSeq, a predicted model, not a curated record
CACUGAGCGCUUUGCCCCGGAAGUGUUCCUAGCAGCGGCGGUGACAUCAGGUCUUCCGGGGCGGUGCUUCCCUCUCUUUUGUGUCAGCCAUUAUUGCGAGCAGGAGCAGGUCCGUGUGACGACAUCCAAGCCGCAAAAUGCAGAACGAUGCCGGUGAAUUUGUGGACUUGUACGUCCCCCGCAAAUGUUCUGCUAGCAACAGAAUUAUUGGAGCGAAGGACCACGCUUCCAUUCAGAUGAAUUUUGCAGAGCUUGAAAAAACAACUGGCAGAUAUACUGGCCUGAAUAGGACCUACGCAAUUUGCGGCAACAUUCGUAGGAUGGGAGAAUCUGAUGACUCCAUUCUUAGAUUGGCUAAAAACGAUGGCAUUGUUUCAAAGAACUUCUAAAUGAAGAACCCUUUGAAAUGCGGAGACUUGUAUGAAAAAUAAAUGACAUUAAAAAAACUGCCAAAAUUG